Messenger RNA from Penicillium soppii, 1176 nucleotides. RefSeq lists its product as uncharacterized. Gene Ontology annotation, molecular function: oxidoreductase activity. The coding region runs from base 1 to 1176 and encodes 391 amino acids. Lineage: Eukaryota; Fungi; Ascomycota; Eurotiomycetes; Eurotiales; Aspergillaceae. The record is from RefSeq and is a predicted model, not a curated record. The transcript has 3 exons.
AUGGCUACCCGCAAAUGCGCCGCUGUUGUUGUUGGUGCUGGCCCCGCCGGUGUUGCCGUUAUGGGCAAUCUGCUAGAGCGCCAGCUGGGUUCUAUUGCAUGGAUUGAUCCCAGCUUCACAGCUGGAAGAGUCCACGGCAAAUACCGCGAAGUCCCUAGCAAUACCAAGGUAGCGCUAUUCCAAUCAUUCGCAACAGCCACACAGCCUUUCCAAAAAGUGAUUGAGAGUUCCCGCACACCAAAUGCAUUCACAACUCUGGCCAAGCUAGACCAAGAGAAAACUUGCCAUCUAGGCUAUGCAGCAGACAUGAUCCGCAGUCUGACGGACGGCCUUAUGAAAAUGGAACAAGUCCACGCAUACCGUGGCUUCGUCGCAGCAGCCAAUCUCAACGACCAGUCAUCCGAGUGGACGAUCAGCAUCCGCCAACCAAACUCCCCAGACCUGAAGAUCUCAACAACCCGCCUAAUCCUCUGCACGGGCUCACAUCCAACAAACGUCCCAAUCCCCGUCCCGGGAUUGUCCAUCCAACGCCUAGACCUAGACUUAGUCCUCAAGCCAAGCGAACUAGUCAAAGCCCUCCCAACCACCCCCACAACCGUCGCAAUCGUCGGUGCCUCGCAUAGCGCUAUCCUCGCCAUCCUUAACCUCAUCACACUAACACACACCACGCAUCCGUCCCUGCGCAUAAAAUGGCUCACUCGCCACCCGCUCCGCUACGCCGAGUACAAAGAAGGCUGGGUUUUGCGCGACAACACAGGCCUCAAGGGCUCCGCUGCAGAAUUCGCGCGCGCAGAGCUAGAAGACGAUAAAUUGGCUACAUCGCCCGCUGGCCAGGUCUUGACGAAGAUCGACUGCGGCGGCGGGAAAGAUGCCGAGGCUGCGCAGUUUGCGAAGUACUUGCCUGGGUGUGAAUAUAUCAUUCAGGCUGUUGGGUAUACGCGUGACCCGCUGCCGCAAUUAUUGAAGGGCGGGGAGCCUCUCGCUAUGGAGUUCGAUCAUGAUAGUGGGGCUUUCCUGGAGAGUGGGAGUACGAGAGUUAUUUCCGGGUUGUUUGGUGCGGGUAUUGCGUUCCCUGAGCGGGUUGUGGAUCCGUAUGGCAAUGUCGAGUAUGCGGUUGGGUUCUUUAAGUUUAUGAAGUUCUUGAAGCGUGUUGUACCUUCUUGGGUGAAAGCUUGA